AUGGAUGUUGUGGAGAUGGUGAGAUACAUGUCUGUAGUGAUUGGCAGACCUGUUGAUCCAGUGAAGCUGUUUGAUAAUGGUGAAUACAUGGAUGAUAUACUCUCACAACUUCUUUGUCUCUUCUACGAUAUAAAGCUGAAGAAGCCCUGGAAGCACGAAUUUAUCACAUUUACGAUAUUAACAGCCAGGAAAUUAGGAUUCGAGGGCCAUUUUACUUUGAAUGAUUUUAGUGAACAGAGAGAACGGAGUAGAUGGGUACCCUUUCUCUCGGUUUUCGUCUCGUGGUUCGACUGUGAUUUUACAGAAGUUCUCGAGGUGGUUGAUUCAUCAAGCGAAAGUAGGAAUAUGUAUAAGGAAUUAUUGGAAUCGAAUAGAACUCGAGAGUGUGAGCUACAGCGUCUCCAAGAAGCAGAGUGUGAGAGGCGCGAGAGAAUCAAAGGUCUUGAGGCAGAAUUGUGCCGCUUCAAGUCAUGCUAUGCUGAGAAGAAUGCUAUGGCUGCAUCUAGAGAAGAUCUCUACCGAUCAUUGGUUUCUUCAUGUGAAGAGAAAAAGCAUCAGAUAGAAUCAUAUAAAGAUAAACUUCAACGCGUCAAUGAAGAUUAUGAAAGUCUACAAUAUUCAUUGAUAGACAAUUGUGAAUCAUUACCAAAAUUAAUAUCAGAAAUAGAAAUUCAGUUGGAUAAUGUUGAAUCAGAUAUUCAUGGAAGAUUUGAAGCACUGAAUAGAAUUUCGGAUCUCUCAUCAGUGCUUCAAAAAUAUUUACAUUUAAUAACUACAGAAUUUAAACCAAAAUUUGAUCAAGUGUAUGCAUUAAUGAAUAAAUUAGAUGGAAUUACAAAUGACGAGAAGGAAUAUGCAGGAAAGGUGGAUUUACUAAACAAAGAUAAUAAGAAAAUGCAGGCGGCAGUGGAAGAAGUAGAUGCACAGUUCGCUGAAUAUCACUCACAUACAGUGAGAAGGAGGUUGUUAUUGAAUAACAGGAAGAAGGCGUAUGAAUCUGAUAAUGAAGAAAGAUCAAAAAAGAUUAAUUCCUUUGAAGCUGAAGAAGAAGCUUUGGCGAAACAAUUGUCUGGUAUUACUCGAUGCAUCUCAUGCACAAUGAAACAGAUAGACGAAGAAGAGAAGGAACUUCAGGAGGUUUCAAAAUGUCAAAUAUCCUUUGAACAACUGAACAAAAUAGAAUCAUAUAAAGAUAAACUUCAACGCGUCAAUGAAGAUUAUGAAAGUCUACAAUAUUCAUUGAUAGACAAUUGUGAAUCAUUACCAAAAUUAAUAUCAGAAAUAGAAAUUCAGUUGGAUAAUGUUGAAUCAGAUAUUCAUGGAAGAUUUGAAGCACUGAAUAGAAUUUCGGAUCUCUCAUCAGUGCUUCAAAAAUAUUUACAUUUAAUAACUACAGAAUUUAAACCAAAAUUUGAUCAAGUGUAUGCAUUAAUGAAUAAAUUAGAUGGAAUUACAAAUGACGAGAAGGAAUAUGCAGGAAAGGUGGAUUUACUAAACAAAGAUAAUAAGAAAAUGCAGGCGGCAGUGGAAGAAGUAGAUGCACAGUUCGCUGAAUAUCACUCACAUACAGUGAGAAGGAGGUUGUUAUUGAAUAACAGGAAGAAGGCAUAUGAAUCUGAUAAUGAAGAAAGAUCAAAAAAGAUUAAUUCCUUUGAAGCUGAAGAAGAAGCUUUGGCGAAACAAUUGUCUGGUAUUACUCGAUGCAUCUCAUGCACAAUGAAACAGAUAGACGAAGAAGAGAAGGAACUUCAGGAGGUUUCAAAAUGUCAAAUAUCCUUUGAACAACUGAACAAAGUACUACUUGAUUUAAACCAAAUUGUAGAGAGAACUUCUUUUUCUUCGUCAUCUGUCUGA
Molecule: messenger RNA, 1854 nt
Organism: Trichobilharzia regenti
Lineage: Eukaryota; Metazoa; Platyhelminthes; Trematoda; Strigeidida; Schistosomatidae
Source: the annotation of a GenBank genome assembly